Molecule: messenger RNA, 1488 nt
Organism: Emys orbicularis (European pond turtle)
Lineage: Eukaryota; Metazoa; Chordata; Testudines; Emydidae
Gene: PLXDC1
Product: plexin domain containing 1
Exons: 14
Coding region: 1-1488 (495 amino acids)
Source: RefSeq, a predicted model, not a curated record
AUGCGAUGGGGGGUCCUCCUGCUGCUCGCCCUGCUGCGCGAGGCCGCGGGGGAGGCUCGCGGCAGGCUGGAGGCAGGACGCCUCCACGGCCGCUUCUUGGAGCGGGGAGCAGGGACAAAGCUGCUGGGCUGGAGGCGGAAGACUCAGGAGAGUUUGCUGGAGACCGACGGGGCCCACAUCAGCCAGGACCUGGUAGGAGGCAGCUUGGCCAUUGACACCCUGCCGGACAACGAGACGCAGAUUGUGGAAGACAACCAUAGCUACUAUGUGUCGCGGUUCUAUGGGCCAGGAGAGGCACGCACCAAAGAGCUCUGGAUCGACGUGGCAGAAGCCAACAGGAGCCAAGUGAAAGUCCAUGGGAUCCUGUCCAACAUGCACCGGCAGGCCUCGAGAGUCAUCCUGUCCUUCGACUUCCCCUUCUAUGGCCAUCACCUGCGGCAGAUCACCAUAGCAACAGGAGGUUUCAUCUUCAUGGGGGAUGUCAUUCACCGCAUGCUCACGGCCACCCAAUACAUUGCACCCCUGAUGGCCAACUUCAACCCCAGCUACUCCCGCAACUCCACCGUCAAGUACUUCGACAACGGGACGGUGUUUGUGGUGCAGUGGGACAAGGUCUAUCUUCAUGGGAAGGAGGACAUUGGCAGCUUCACGUUCCAGGCUGCUCUGCACAGCGAAGGGAGAAUCGUCUUUGGGUACAAGGAGAUCCCCAUGUCAGUCCUGGAGAUCAGCGACACGCAGCACCCCGUCAAAGCCGGCCUGUCUGAUGCCUUCAUGCUCCUCAACCCUUCCCCUGACGUUCCCGAGUCUCGCCGCAGGACGAUCUAUGAGUACCACCGCGUGGAGCUGGACACCAGCAAGGUCACUAGCGUGUCGGCUGUGGAGUUCACCCCACUGCCCACCUGUCUCCAGCAUCAGAGCUGUGACGCGUGCGUGACCUCGGAGCUGACUUUCAACUGCAGCUGGUGUCAUGUCCUGCAGAGAUGCUCCAGUGGGUUUGACCGAUACCGUGAGGAGUGGCUGUCACAUGGCUGUGGCCAAGAGUCAGACGAGAGGACCUGUGAGGAUUGGGCAGAGAGCGACCACUACUCACUGUCCCCAAACAGCCCCUUCACGUCAUUUGAUGAAGAUGUCACUACCUCCUCUCUUUUCAUUGGCAGCCUCACCACAGAAGAUGACACAAAGCUGAAUCAGUAUGCAGGAGGGGAUGGAGUGAAAAAUGACCUUCCCACGAAGACAGGCGGAACCCCGAUUCACACCGGGACCAUCGUGGGGAUAGUCCUGGCCGUCCUGCUCAUUGCAGCCAUUAUUCUUCCUGUAAUUUACAUCAGCAGCCACCCCACCUCCAACGCUGCCUUGUUCUUCAUUGAGCGGAGACCACACCACUGGCCAGCCAUGAAGUUCCGAAACCACACCAACCACACAACAUACUCUGAGGUGGAACCUGCUGGCCAUGAGAAGGAGGGCUUUGUGGAAGCGGAACAGUGCUGA